Molecule: messenger RNA, 1610 nt
Organism: Asterias rubens (European starfish)
Lineage: Eukaryota; Metazoa; Echinodermata; Asteroidea; Forcipulatida; Asteriidae
Product: abl interactor 2-like
Exons: 5
Coding region: 97-1479 (460 amino acids)
Molecular function (GO): SH3 domain binding
Source: RefSeq, a predicted model, not a curated record
AUUGACCGUAUGCGGAAGUACAGUGCAAGAGAUUAGGACCGAAAUGAUGAGGGUGACCUGUCGAUAGUUGGCGGAAAAUCCUAAUUUCUAGUCAAAAUGUCGAGGUUAGGAGAGCUUUUUGACAGUGAGAUUCCGGCUGGGAGGAAAGCCUUACAGGACAGCCAUGCAAAUCUCCUGGAUGUGGCAUCGUAUUGCGACGACAAUUAUUUAAAGGCGGAGAACAAGAGAGAGGCUUUGGCCGAGACAAAGAACUAUGCAACUCAGUCGCUUGCGAGUGUUGCCUACCAGAUUAACACCCUAGCCACCAGUAUGCUACAGAUGUUGGAUCUACAGGGAGUUCAGCUGGCCGAGAUGGAGUCUAGUAUCAACCACAUUGCUCGGAAUGUGAGCAUACAUAAAGAGAAGGUCGCCCGGCGAGAAAUCGGUGUGCUGACAACGAACAAGAACUGUCCCCGCACCCAUAAGAUCAUCGCUCCAGCCAACCCUGAGAAACCCAUGAAGUACAAGUCAAGCCCCAUCGACUACACCGCGCUAGACGACACGGGUCACGGCAUGAAACUGAGCGGCAGCUCCAGGGCGGGACGCACGCCCGACGUCAGCAAGAAGAGGACAGACUCCAUCAGUAGCACCAGCACCAUGAGCAGCCAAGAGAAUAACUUCCCCAUUUACCAACCGGUUGGCAACGUCGGGAAGUUUGACACUUGGGGUCGGAAUACCCGACGCCCUGUCGCCCCGCCUAAUGCACCCGUGGCACCUGUUACUUACGCGCCCAUAACCAGAGAUAUGGGGCCACCACAGGCUCCCCCCAGUAACCAACAACAACAGCGGCCGCCUUCUGUGGCAUUUGGGCAAGCACCACCACCCCCGAGUCAAAUAGGUUAUGCCCCACAAGGUGGGGGACCCCCUCCUCCGCCUGCCCCUCCCACAGAACCCGAGAUGCACUACAACGGCAAUCGUGCUAGUGCACCACAGAUGGUCCCACCUCCAAUGAUGGCCCCGCCUGUAAUGGCACCCCCGCCUCCCCCACUACCAGGGGGACCAGUCAGCGCACCCAAAGGAGCAUCCAGUGAGGGUGGACAUUCCAUGAUGAUGAUGCCCCCGCCCCCUCCACCUGAUAUGGUGGGCGGGGGUGGCGACAUGCCCCCUCCACCACCACCAGAUAUGGAAGUGUCAGCCUUACCUCCUCCACCCCCAAUGGAAGAGACAUCGUACCCUUCCAAUAUGGGCCUAACUGAUGAGAUGCCACCACCACCAGAGUUCAUCCAGACCAGCGAUGUCAUCGAUACUAAUGCACCAGCAGAAUACUUGGACAAGGUUGUUGCCAUCUACGAUUACCAGCAGACAAGAGAGGAUGAGUUGACAUUUCAGGAGGAUGACAUCAUCUACGUGUUGAAAAAGAAUCCCGACGGCUGGUUUGAGGGCGUCUACAAUGGAGUGACGGGACUAUUCCCGGGCAACUACGUUGAAUCGAUCCCGUAAGGAGUUUCUUGCACAUUGGAAUUCUGUAGAUAGUGUAUAUUAAGAGGUAACCAACACCAGGCCUGGAAUUCCAUCUUUUAAAAGGGCAAGGCCAUUUUCAUUUUUGGCACUUCCAUUGGAAAAUCUUUAAA